UAGCAGUGUGAUUGUAUUUGUGAUUGUAAUAGACGCAUAGAGAAGAGCAAAAAAGAGCAUUGGUUAGGAAAGAAGAAAGAGUGGAGAUGGCGUCGAGCGGAGCGGUGCCGUUUUGGAGGGCAGCGGGAAUGACCUACAUUACAUACUCAAACAUAUGUGCGAAUCUCGUCAGGAAUUGCCUCAAGGAACCUCAUAAGGCCGAAGCCCUCUCUCGCGAGAAGGUUCAUUUCUCUCUCUCCAAAUGGGUCGACGGAAAACCUGAAAAACCUACUGUUCGUUCAGACACCCCGCAGCAUUGAUUCGUAAUAGUUGGAAGCUUUGAGAUCCGGAAGUUAUUUUCAUUUUGAACAUUUCUUUGGUUUUCUAUGUUUGAUUCCCCUGUUUUUUACCCAUGAAAUGGCACAUGCACUGGAUUUUGAUUUGCAUGGUUAGUCUUGUAAUAAUAAACGUUUAAACGUAUGAUUUUAAACUUGAUGGCAAUUGGCUGUAUAA
Messenger RNA from Cajanus cajan (pigeon pea), 492 nucleotides. Its product is annotated as ATP synthase epsilon chain. The record is from RefSeq and is a predicted model, not a curated record. Gene Ontology annotation, biological process: proton motive force-driven mitochondrial ATP synthesis. Lineage: Eukaryota; Viridiplantae; Streptophyta; Magnoliopsida; Fabales; Fabaceae. Gene Ontology annotation, cellular component: mitochondrial inner membrane. Gene Ontology annotation, molecular function: proton-transporting ATP synthase activity, rotational mechanism.